CCAGCGCCCCCGCCGGAUGUUGCGUCAUACCGCCGCGCGGAGACGGCGGGGGAAGAUGGCGGCGCCGGGGCAACCGGGGGAGGAGGCGGCGGCGUUCGCGCGGCGCAUCGACCCGGCCCGGGAGCCGGGGCUCAGCCCCGAGCAGCGCCGCCUCAUGGCGCAGGUGGAGUACGCCCAGCGCCAGCGCGCCCUGCAGCGCCGGCUCCGCAGCCGCAACGUGCUGCUUGCGCUCGGCAUCGGCGCGGUGACAUUCGGCAUCUACGGUUACACCUUCUACUCGGUGUCGCAGGAGAAGUUUCUGGACGAGCUGGAGCAGGAGGCGGAGGCGGCGCGGGCCCGGGCCCGGGAGCGAGCCGAGGGCGCCGCAAGCUGAGCGGGGAGCGCCCGGCCCGGCCCGGCCCGUGACUGAGCUCCGCCCUCAGCAGACAGCACGGGCCUCGAGGAAGAUGCGUCUGAGUGGUUCGGGCCUGCCCCGUGCUCUGCUUUGGGCAGGAGAAGGCGCCGGGGGCUCCCCGCAGGCAGGGCACCCCCGCGGGCAGAGCCGUGCCCAUGGGAAGGACAGGGACACUCGGGUGUCACCACUCCUCACAAUAAAUCC
Molecule: messenger RNA, 598 nt
Organism: Pseudopodoces humilis (Tibetan ground-tit)
Lineage: Eukaryota; Metazoa; Chordata; Aves; Passeriformes; Paridae
Gene: COA3
Product: cytochrome c oxidase assembly factor 3
Biological process (GO): mitochondrial respiratory chain complex IV assembly
Cellular component (GO): mitochondrial inner membrane
Source: RefSeq, a predicted model, not a curated record